CACCGUCGUAUAUAGCGCGUAAGCUAUAAUCAUAAUCAUCCUCCUGUCCGUCGUUAUGUAACUUAAGUAUUUUCUUUUCCUCUCACUUUCUCUCCUCCUUUUUUAUUUUUUUAUCAUUUGAUUCUUAUUUUUCCGUUGAAGUGUCUCCAGAAUAUCGUGGAAUUAACAUAUCUAAUACGUUAUUAUAGAUCCCACGUCGAAGACACCACAACCGAACCGACGGGUCCACGGCGUAGUCAAGGUAAUUAAUUUCCGACCAUAAUUCAAUAUUGGCCUGUGAUCCGAUUACGCAUCUUCCUCUUUCUCUUCCGACAUCGUUCGGCCAUCGUCGGUUAUCCCGUUAUUAGGCCAAUUAGCUUAAAACGUUUGUUUUAUCGUUACGACGUAAAGGAUCACCUAAUCGGGAAUAUAUAAUCACAAUCAUACGCUGAAUCCUCCAACAGCAAUAAUUUAGCACAUGCUUGUGCGUGUGUAUGUGUUAGUAUCGCGUGGAAAACGCGACAACAAGAGCGACACGAACAAGAACAGUCCAAGUAAAUGAGAUAAUCGCAAAUCCGCAGAUGGACUACUCGUACUUGAACCAGGCCAACUUCGACGGGCUGACCGGCAGCUCGGUGGCCGGCAACAUGGAUCACGGGGCCAUGGGUUACGGCGAUCUGUCCGCGUGCGGACAGAUGACGCAUGCCGCGUACCGGUUCGGACCUACCGCUGCCGCUGCGUCCAUGGCGGCCCGGUCGUACAACACGGCCAUGGGCCAUCAUCUGUCGGCCGCAGCCGCUGCGGUAGCUGGCAACGGUCAUCACAAUGCCGUGACGUCUUCAGCUAGGGCCGCGGCUGCCCAUCAUGCAGCUCAUCACCAAGAUCAUUCCGGCAGACCGACCAUGUUCUCGACGGCUAUGAACUUGCCAGGUGGUUUGGCGGCAUACAAAAGUCUUCCAUACACAACCCACGACAGUAUUCUCACCGAAAAACGAAAACAGCGAAGAAUACGGACUACUUUUACUUCAGCGCAGCUGAAAGAAUUGGAAAGAGCUUUUCAGGAGACCCAUUACCCCGAUAUAUAUACAAGAGAAGAAAUAGCGAAACACAUAGAGCUUACAGAAGCCAGAGUUCAGGUGUGGUUUCAAAACCGACGGGCAAAGUUUCGAAAACAAGAAAGGUUAGCCCAACAAAAGUCGUCGUCGCAAUCACAAAACAGCAACAGCACGGUGGACGCGACCAGCAUAAAGACCGAACCCAAACAGUGCGGUCAACAAAUCAAGGAUAUUAAGCCCGGUACUCCUUCCACCCCCGGCAGCAUAUCGUCCAACAAUGGGUCCACCGACAUGAAAUCCAUUAACGGAUCAGGCAUUAAAAUGUCAGAACAAUCGGAAGGGGUGAACAACAACAAAUGGCUGCUGGGACAGGGCCAGAGCUACACGCAGCUUCAUCAUCAGCUUCAACAACAACAACAACAAUGCGGCGGCGGUGGUGACGGAGGCGGUGGAAGUGGCGGCGGAUCCGGUAACAAUUCGCCGACCUCUUCGUCUUCGGCGCACAAAAGCGUCUCUAUCGUGAUGAACGGAACCCACAACAACAACCACAACAGCCAUAACAGCCAUAACCAUCAUCACCAUUCUCCGUCGUCACAACACCCUCACCAACAGUUCGCGCACCAUCCGUUCAGCCUACUAGGCGCCGGUAACCCGGCCGGUUACCUGCUGGGUUCCGAUUCGCUCAAAAUGACUGGCGGCGGUGGUGCCAACCAUUUGUUUUAGUCGGUUCCUUUCACGGAGCGUACAACGGUCAUGUUUCCGGCCAGAUCAAACAGCAGUACCGCAGCAUUUUCUUAUAUAGACUAAUCUGGAUUGGUAUAUGGUUUAAAUUUGAAAAUUAGACACCGAAUGCGACAAAUAUUUAAUAUUACAAUCUUUGGCAAAACCCCAAUUUCCAAAUAUGAACAAUAAAUUUGUUUUUUUUGCAUAUUAUAACGGAAACAUGUAAAGUGUUUGAGUAUUGAAUAACCUACCUUUGUAAACAUAGUAAUGAUUAAUAUUGUAUUGCACAUAGAUUUUAAUUGUGUU
This is a messenger RNA of Adelges cooleyi (spruce gall adelgid), 2063 nucleotides long. RefSeq names its product paired mesoderm homeobox protein 2A-like. The coding region runs from base 561 to 1757 and encodes 398 amino acids. NCBI's taxonomy places the organism in Eukaryota, Metazoa, Arthropoda, Insecta, Hemiptera, Adelgidae. Gene Ontology annotation, biological process: regulation of transcription by RNA polymerase II. Gene Ontology annotation, molecular function: DNA-binding transcription factor activity, RNA polymerase II-specific; RNA polymerase II transcription regulatory region sequence-specific DNA binding. The transcript is spliced from 4 exons. The record is from RefSeq and is a predicted model, not a curated record.